AAAAAGAAGCUACAGGUGUUACAGUGAGAGUUGAGAGACGAGUCUGUGCCUGUGCACUUAACUUCAACAACAAUAACACUCUCAAGUCUUCUUCACACACUUCCAUUUCUGAAUUCACUUGCUAUGAAAAUUUGAAAAUGAGGAAUCAAACGCUGCGUUUCGCAUUCCUUCUCCUUCUUUGUUCCUCCGUCUUCUCCUGGAAGAAAGAAGAGUUCAGAAACUGCAAUCAAACCCCAUUCUGCAAACGAGCUCGAUCUCGCACACCUGGUUCCUCCGACCUCAUCGCCACCCACGUCGCCAUCACCGACGGCGAUCUAACCGCAAACCUAAUCCCUAAAUCCCAAUCCGAAUCAAAUCCCAAACCCUUGAUCCUCACCCUAUCCGUUUACCAAGACGGAAUUCUCCGUCUCAAGAUCGAUGAAGAUUCUUCCCUUAACCCUCCCAAGAAACGCUUCCAAGUCCCUGAUGUAGUCGUUUCGCAAUUCUCCAACACUAAACUCUGGCUUCAACGCCUCACUUCCGAAGAUAUUAACGGUCUUUCUUCCGCUGUUUACCUUUCAGACGGUUACUCCGCUGUUCUCCGUCACGAUCCAUUUGAACUCUUCAUCCGUGAUGAUAACUCCGGCGACCGUGUAAUUUCCCUAAACUCUCAUGGUUUAUUCGAUUUCGAACAGCUUAGAGAGAAAAACGAAGAUGAAAACUGGGAAGAGACUUUCCGGUCUCACACCGAUAAAAGACCAUACGGUCCUCAAUCGAUUAGCUUUGAUGUAUCGUUCUAUGAUGCUGAUUUUGUUUACGGGAUUCCUGAACGCGCUACAAGCCUCGUGUUGAAACCUACCAGAGGACCUAAUGUGGAAGAAUCGGAACCUUAUAGGCUUUUCAAUUUGGAUGUUUUUGAAUACAUUCACGAAUCCCCUUUUGGACUCUAUGGUUCGAUUCCGUUCAUGCUUUCUCACGGGAAAGCGAGGGGUACUUCUGGGUUUUUCUGGCUCAACGCUGCAGAGAUGCAAAUUGACGUUCUUGCCCCUGGUUGGGAUGCUGAGUCAGGGAUUUCGCUUCCUUCUUCACAGAAUAGGAUUGACACGAUGUGGAUGAGUGAAGCUGGUGUGGUUGAUACAUUUUUCUUUGUUGGUCCUCGGCCUAAAGAUGUUUUGAGACAGUAUGCUGCGGUAACCGGACCUUCGGCGCUGCCUCAGAUGUUUGCAGUGGCUUAUCAUCAGUGUCGGUGGAACUAUCGUGACGAGGAGGAUGUUGCGAAUGUGGAUGCCAAAUUUGACGAAUAUGAUAUUCCUUAUGACAUUUUGUGGCUUGAUAUUGAGCAUACUGAUGGGAAGAGGUAUUUUACUUGGGAUAGGGUUCUUUUCCCUAAUCCUGAGGAGAUGCAGAGGAAAUUGGCGGGUAAAGGGAGGCACAUGGUUACCAUUGUGGAUCCUCAUAUUAAGAGAGAUGAUAAUUAUCAUUUGCAUAAGGAGGCAUCUGAGAAAGGGUAUUAUGUUAAGGAUUCCAGUGGGAAUGAUUUUGAUGGUUGGUGCUGGCCCGGUUCUUCGUCUUACGCCGAUACUUUGAGUCCUGAAAUUAGGUCCUGGUGGGCUGAUAAAUUUUCUUAUCAAAGUUAUGUUGGUUCAACUCCUUCGCUUUACAUAUGGAAUGAUAUGAAUGAACCUUCUGUCUUCAAUGGUCCCGAGGUGACAAUGCCUAGAGAUUCUUUACACUAUGGAGGUGUUGAACAUCGAGAGUUGCACAAUGCCUAUGGGUAUUACUUUCACAUGGCAACAGCUGAGGGGCUAGUGAGGCGUGGUGAAGGGAAAGACAGACCAUUUGUUUUGUCAAGAGCAUUGUUUGCUGGAAGUCAAAGGUAUGGAGCAGUUUGGACCGGUGAUAACACUGCCGAUUGGGAUCAGCUUAGAGUUUCUGUUCCAAUGGUUUUGACCCUUGGUCUUACUGGGAUGUCAUUCGCUGGUCAGUAUCAUCCUUCUUAUGGUGGAUUGAUUAUUUUGUUGUUCUUCUUCACAUAUUCACAGAUAGUGUACUACUUUGCACAAGUCAGCAUUCUCUGCUCAGAUGAUGACCAUCAUGUAAAUUAUGCAGGUGCUGAUGUUGGUGGGUUUUUUGGGAAUCCGGAACCUGAGUUAUUAGUCCGCUGGUACCAGUUAGGAGCUUUCUAUCCUUUCUUUAGGGCCCAUGCCCAUCACGAUACAAAAAGACGAGAACCAUGGUUGUUUGGAGAACGGAAUACAGGAUUAAUUAGAGAUGCUAUACAUGUUCGUUAUGCACUUCUACCAUAUUUCUACACAUUAUUCAGGGAGGCUAAUACUACUGGCAUUCCUGUGGCUCGUCCAAUAUGGAUGGAAUUCCCAUCUGAUGAAGCUACUUUUAGCAAUGAUGAAGCUUUCAUGGUUGGGAACAGUAUUUUAGUGCAAGGGAUCUAUACCGAGCGUGCUAAGCAUGCAUCAGUCUAUUUGCCUGGAAAACAAUCCUGGUAUGACCUAAGAACUGGAACUGUGUACAAGGGAGGGGUGACACACAAGUUGGAGGUUACAGAGGAGAGCAUUCCCGCUUUCCAGAGAGGUGGAACCAUUCUAACAAGGAAGGACCGCUUUCGGCGAAGUUCCACUCAGAUGACAAAUGAUCCCAUCACUCUGGUUAUAGCUCUGAAUAGUUCCCAAGCAGCUGAAGGUGAACUGUACAUAGAUGAUGGCAGCAGUUUUGGUUUUCUAGAAGGUGCCUUUAUUCAUAGACGAUUUAUAUUUGCAAAUGGGAAACUUACAUCGGUAAAUCUGGCACCUAUUUCUGGUGGCAAUGUUCGUCAUACAUCAGAUGUUGUCAUUGAGAGGAUCAUCCUGCUAGGACAUGCUCCUGGCUCAAAGAAUGCUCUGAUUGAACCCUCAAAUCAGAAAGUUGAUAUAGAACUUGGGUCGCUUUGGGUUCAAAGGGAACGUUCGCCAGUUUUCAUGACCAUACGAAAACCAAAUGUCCGUGUUGCAGAAGACUGGUCCAUCAAAAUUUUGUAAUUGGUAGUGCAAAAUAAUCUGGUUAUUUAGUUGAGUUGAACUGCAAAAGUUAGGGUAAGGAAAAAAAAGUCUUGAAGAAUGCCUGUGCACAAAUACAUUUUAAGCUGCUUGUUUAAUGACUUAUGAUUUGAGAUUGAGAUAUGUAUGCUUGGAAGGCACGACUUCAAUUUAGCCUACGGAAUUAGUUUGACAAAGAUAGUUUUUAUCA
Messenger RNA from Lathyrus oleraceus (garden pea), 3219 nucleotides. RefSeq names its product probable glucan 1,3-alpha-glucosidase. Gene Ontology annotation, molecular function: carbohydrate binding; alpha-glucosidase activity. NCBI's taxonomy places the organism in Eukaryota, Viridiplantae, Streptophyta, Magnoliopsida, Fabales, Fabaceae. Bases 138 to 3011 code for a protein of 957 amino acids. The record is from RefSeq and is a predicted model, not a curated record. The transcript is spliced from 5 exons. Gene Ontology annotation, biological process: carbohydrate metabolic process; N-glycan processing.